AGUGCAGUUUGAAACUCAAGACUGGGAUCGCUCCUCCUCCUCCUCUCCAACCAAAGAAUGUAUCAAGCAACAAAAGCAGAUGAGCCCACGGAUGGGGGCACAAAAGUACAGCAAGUCACAAACCACAGAACCCAGUGCAACCGUGGCGGAAAAGGUGGAUCCAACAGUACCUCUGCAACAUCAAGUGUGGUAUCACGGUACAAUCAGCAGGGCCGAUGCAGAAGGGCUCCUAACCUUGUGCAAGGAAUCAAGCUACCUGGUGCGUAACAGCGAGACAAGCAGGAAUGAUUAUUCUUUGUCUAUCAGGAGCAGCCAAGGAUUCAUGCACAUGAAGUGCACACGGACAAAGGACAACAAGUACAUUUUGGGACAGAACAGUGCACCAUUUGACAGCAUCCCUGAAGUCAUCCAUUACUACACCAGUAAAAAACUCCCUGUGAAAGGAGCUGAGCACCUGUCCUUACUGUAUCCAGUAGCUGUGCAAACAUUAUGAUCAUGUGACCUCGAAUCUGGGAGCACCUGUCCUUACUGUAGCCAGUAGCUGUGCAAACAUUAUGAUCAUGUGACCUCGAAUCUGGGAGCACCUGCCUUACUGUAUCCAGUAGCUGUGCAAACAUUAUGAUCAUGUGACCUUGAAUCUGGGAGCACCUGUCCUUACUGUCUGUAUCCAGUAGCUGUGCAAACAUUAUGAUCAUGUGACCUCGAAUCUGCGAGCACCUGUCCUUACUGUAUCCAGUAGCCGUGCAAACAUUAUGAUCAUGUGACCUCGAAUGUGGGAGCACCUGUCCUUACUGUAUCCAGUAGCUGUGCAAACAUAUGAUCAUGUGACCUCGAAUCUGGGAGCACCUGCCUUACUGUAUCCUGUACCUGUGCAAAGAUUAUGAUCAUGUGACCUCGAAUCUGGGAGCACCUGUCCUUACUGUAUCCUGUACCUGUGCAAAGAUCAUGAUUAUGUGACCUCGAGUCUGGCCAGAAGAGGAGGACUAGUGUUCACUCAUGCUACUGACUGUUCAGCAAAAGGACAGGCAAUCCAAAUCUCAGACAGGCAGCAUUAUGUAAAACAUUUAAAACAAAGACAAGUGGCAUUCAGGAGUGCUGUACUAUUUGUUGGCAGCAUAGACUGCAAGGAAUGAAAGUUGUUAUGAGGAGCAGAUGGUCCGUUUCCUUUGUGUUAUACUAGUGUCAUGUUGCACAAUAAUGAGUCCAAGAAAGGCCAUCUACUUCAUGACACAAAUCAGUCAUUGUAUGUCUGAGAUCAACAGUACGGAGAAAUACUGUCUUUUAUCCUAGGUCACAGACUUUAGAAUAGUGCCUAAAGGGUUGUCCCCUAAACACUGGUUCAGGAAGCUUUUUUUUUUUUUUUUUUAUAUCCAGAAAGGAAAUAAAUUCCUUCGGCUAGUAAAGUAAGGAAGGGAAGAUGUGGUAGCAGUCAGUCUACAGAAUGACCUCCAUCUGAGUAAGGAAGGUUCAGGAAAUGCAACUAAAGUGAUGUUUGGAGUCAGUCUGAUUGACUGGGCACAGCAUUGGCUUGAGAUGGAGGAAGCUGGUACAUAUGUUAAAUGUCACAGUCUCUAAUGGACAGACUUUCACUGUACACAUCAGGUCAUCUUUGUGUUACAUCCCAUGAAAUAAACUGAACAUAUAUUUAUUGAAAAAAUAAGACAUUGUGGUUUACUUAGGAGCUAUGAAUAAAUGGAAAAGAAAACUAGGAAACCAUAUACGUCAAGCCUACUGCAACAAAAUGUUACCACAUUAUGUGGUCACAUGUGAGAGUAAAAAUAAUACGGAAGGAAAGCACUGUACCAAACUCCCAGCAACUGUAUGCAGUGCAGUGAACAUGUUUGGUAGGAAUACCAAGGCACUGUAGUUCAUUUUUGAGGCAAGAACACAUAGAAUAUUGUGUAUUACUAUACUCCAUCUGUAUCUGUUUACAAUUCAUGCCCACCAUGAAAGUGACAUUGUAUGAAAAGCGGGUGGCUAGUGGAAAUCUGCAACUUAACAUUAAAAGUAUCUGAAUGCUGAACAACAGAACCAAACUUGGGACCAGCAGGCAGAUGACCUCAGAUAAACUUCAAACAGCAAAGAACUUAUGCAAUGUUCUACUGGAAAAAGUAUUUUGGAACCUCUUUUUUCGGGAUUAAGAAAGAUUAUGUUAAAAGCCCCCUCUUAUAUAUUCUAUGAAAGUGCUUAGUAUGUGUAACUUAUGUGUUUUGCUGACAGCAACACAUUACUUAUCAGAGGUAUUUUAGUCAUAAUUGGUGCUCAUAGAUAGCUGAAUGUACUUUGAUUUGUCUAAACCCCAACAUUUGUACGAGGCCUGUGCUCUGUGUUUCCACUCCCAUUAUUAUAUAAACAUUCCGAUGUCUACACUAAACCUAUGAAACAUGUUUGUCGUCAGGUUUGAUUGAGGUUUAUAUUACAAAUUUUAGAUAAUCAGAUGUUUUGUUAAAAGUCUUGUAUGUCUGAUUUGUUUAAUAUCACUUUGUUAUGAAUCAUAUAAAGUUACUUUCCUGAUCUUCCAAGCUAAUAUUUAUAUUAAACAAAAAAUCAUAGCAUAUACUGUAUAUAAAUUCAGAA
Molecule: messenger RNA, 2577 nt
Organism: Protopterus annectens (West African lungfish)
Lineage: Eukaryota; Metazoa; Chordata; Ceratodontiformes; Protopteridae
Product: SH2 domain-containing adapter protein F-like
Exons: 3
Coding region: 80-493 (137 amino acids)
Molecular function (GO): phosphotyrosine residue binding
Source: RefSeq, a predicted model, not a curated record